ACAUGCUCACACAAACACACUCGGUGGCUCUCACUCUCCCUUGUCUCUCUCUCAUUUCAAGACUGUGACACUCACGCGCACACACGGGCGCCUCGCCUCCAGGUUCAAGGGGAUAGGAGUCAAUAUUUGACGGAGCAGAGAAGGAAGGAAGAAAGAGAGAGAGAGAGAGAGAGGGGGAAAGCAGAAGUGUGUUUCUCCUCUGUGCACUAGCAUUAGAGAUUCCUGGAACGUGGAACUUGGACUUGAAGGCUCAUAAAGGAGGUUUUUCCCCCCCCCCAGACGCAGGUGGAUACUAACUUUACAGAAGAGUGGGGAGUUAAAGAAAAGGGGAUUAAGCUUUUCCUUAUUUUUUGGGUCAGACUUUUGGACUUGGAUUGGGCAAGGCAGCCAUAAGAGAGGAGGGAGAUGGGGAGAUGGACAUUAAAUCUCUUGGUGGGGGUUGUACUUCUUGCUGUCCUCACAGCCAGUUGCUACGCUGAAAAAGUGAAUCACUGUCUGGCUACGAGGGCUAGCACCUGUUCAGAAUGUAUUCAGUCAGGGAAGGGCUGUGCCUACUGUCCAGAUGAGAUCUUUGAUGGACCCCGCUGCGACCUUUAUGACAACAUCGUAAACCACGGCUGUAAUAGCGCGGUGACAGCCAAAAGCAGUAUGUCGAUGGAGAGAAACGAGCAGAUCGACAUGCUGUUGAAGCAGUCCCAGGUAGCUCCUCAGGAGAUGUCUAUGACUCUGCUGCCAGGGGAGGAGAGGGAGAUAGAGAUGGAGGUGUUUGAACCAGCUAAAGGACCUCUGGACCUCUACAUUCUUAUGGACUUCUCCAACUCCAUGGAGGACGAUCUGGACAACCUCAAGAGAAUGGGUGCUGAGCUGGCGGCGUUGGUAAGUAAGCUGUCUGAUGAUUACACCAUCGGUUUCGGCAAGUUUGUGGACAAAGUGGUGGAACCCCAGACAGACAUGAGACCAUCCAAACUUGCCAAGCCUUGGCCCAACAGCGACCCUCCCUUCUCGUUCCGUCAUGUGAUCACUCUGACCUCUGACCUGCGGUCCUUCACCGAGAAGCUGCAGAAGGAGAGGAUCUCAGGGAACCUGGACGCUCCGGAGGGGGGCUUUGACGCCAUACUGCAGGCUGCAGUCUGCGGGGAAAAGAUCGGCUGGCGUAGCCAUGCCACCCACCUCCUGGUCUUCUCCACCGAGUCGGCCUUCCACUACGAGGCMGACGGUGCCAACGUGCUGGCGGGCAUCAUGCCACGCAACGACGAGCAGUGCCACCUGGACCCCGAGGGGAAAUACACAGAGGACACCAGGCAGGACUACCCCUCUGUGCCCACCCUGGUCCGCCUGCUCGGCAAACACAACAUUAUCCCCAUCUUCGCCAUCACAAACCACUCCUUUACCUAUUAUCAGAAGCUUUAUGAGUAUUUCCCCAUCGCUGAGUUGGGUCUGCUACAGGAAGAUUCUGCUAACAUCCUCAAUAUCCUGGAGAAAGCCUUUGAGAAUAUCCGUUCUAAGAUCAGUAUCCGUGCUGAGGACAGGCCUAAAGCUAUAGAAGCUCAGGUCCUAUCGUACAGUGGCAGUGUUGCGCAGGCUGGAACCUUCAAAGUCAAGCCUGGACAAAUAGGGAAGUUUAAGGUGCGUGUCAAGGCCAGUGAGAUGGUUGGGGAGCAACAUGUGUGUAGUCUGGAGCAGGGUGACAAGAAGGGGAAGAUGAGAGUCAAACCGACAACCUUCAGCACAGCUCUAAACAUCAACGCUGAAGUGCUUUGUAAAACCUGCGACUGUGAGAAGACCCCCACUGAAAAUGCAGUGCGGUGUACAGGCCACGGGGACCUGGUCUGUGGGAGGUGCCGGUGCUACAGUGGCUGGUUGGGUCCGUUCUGUAACUGCUCUGCCAGCGCGUCUACGGAUCCGGGCACUUCCUGUCGGGGUCCUGGAGUGGAGGAGCCGUGUUCUGGCCGAGGAGAUUGCCUGUGUGGAACGUGUGUUUGUUACAACACGGACCAGUACGAGGGACCCCUCUGUCAGUUUGACAAGUCCCAGUGUCAACGAUACGGAGGUUUCCUCUGCAACGACCGUGGUCGCUGCUUCAUGGGCCAGUGUGCGUGUGCAGAGGGCUGGGAGGGACCGGCCUGUGAGUGUCCCAUGAGCAACCAGACCUGUCUGGACACUAAAGGGGGCAUCUGUAACGGGCGGGGUGUGUGUAAGUGUGGUCGUUGUGAGUGCCAGGACUCUGGCCUGGCCAUGACCCCCACCUGCGAGGCUAACUUUCAGGCUCAGCUGGGGAUGUGUGAGGACAAGAGGAGCUGUGUCCAGUGUCAGGCCUGGAAGACCGGKGAGAAGAAGGACAGCGACAAGUGCGACCAGUGCCAGUUCAAAGUGGUCAUGGUGGAAGAGCUCAGGGAAAAUAAAGAGGUGAUUGAGGCGUGUAGUUUCCGUGACGAGGAUGARGACUGUACGUACCACUACACCGUGGACUACCCUGAGGACCAGACUGACAAGGAACUGGAAGUCCAGGUGCUCAAAAAGAAAGACUGUCCCCUGCUGGCUUCCUGUGGUCUGAUCCCCAUCAUGUUCCUCAUGCUACUGCUGGGUCUGCUGCUCUGCUGCUGGAAGUACUGCGCCUGCUGCAAGGUACUGUCCACAUGUCUUGCUCUACUGCCAUGGUGUGAGAGAGGCCGUAUGGUUGGCUUUAAGGACCAGUACAUGCUCCGCCAAUCCCUGCUCACCUCUGACCACCUGGACACGCCUAGUGAGGACCGGCCCGCCAAGAGCACCGACGUGGUUCGCUGGAAGAUCACCGACAAUGUGCACCGAUCGCCCAAUCACCCGCUGGCGCAGGUCCAGCCAAACCCCAAGAGACCAGUGAGUGUGAAGUACAUUUUUUCUGAAUUUGUCUAAAUCAUGUUUUCUCAUAUUAUCAUUACUGAUAUUGUUUUGUGUUUCAGAUUACAGAGAAAUGCUGGUAAAAGAGCUGACCACGCCAUCGUAGACACCGUUCUGUCCGCUCCUCGCUCCAGCUACCCAACUCGUCAAACUGACUGAGAAAACGUCCAGUCUGGAAACUUCCAGGAUCUCAAAGUGGUGCCGGGCUACUACACAGUGGCCACAGACAGAGGUCUAGGCGGCUGGUGCGUGGAGUUCCAGGAGGGGGUAGAGAUGGUGGAUGUACACGCGCUCUUCGUCAAGGAGGAAGAUGAUGAUAAGAAGCAGCUGCAGGUGGAGGCGGUGGACGUUCCUCUGGGCAUCGCUGAGAUAGGAAGAGCUUCCUAAAAACUGUGUGUCUCUCUCUCCUCUUCAGCCAAGAGUGUUAUGUCGUUCCUCCAGCCUUCGUACACCUACAGCCGACAGGACAAAGUGGCUAACAUCCCCAUUACUAGAGAGAUCAUAGAGGAUGGACACGCACAGGUCAGCUACCGCACCCGAGACCUCACCGCCAAGGACAAGAAGGACUAUGUGACAGUGGAUGGGGAACUGUCCUACGGGCCAGGGGAGACCCAGCAGACUGUCCCUGUUCGUUUGUUGGAGAUGGGAGAGGGAGAUGGUCUGCUGAAGGACACACAGGUCAAACAAUUUGUCAUGGACCUCAGUAACCCAAGACAGGGUGCAAAGCUGGGACGCUACCCCAGAACCACCGUCACCAUCACUGACAAACCAGAGCCCAGUGUGGUGAUGUUUAUGAAGAGCACCCAGAACUUCUCCACCGCCGACCCAACCUACUCCAUCCCCGUGGUCCGCACCCGCAAUAAGGAGGGGCCCGCCACCGUCCACUGGAGGACACGCAACGCUAAACGCUUCGAGCUGUCCGGCCCCCUAAAGUUUGGUCCCGGGGAAACAGAUAAGAACAUUGUGAUCGAUCCACGCUCUCACCCUGGCCCGGUGAAACCAGAGUCCUUCCAACUGGAACUGUUUGACCCCAGUACGAAAGCUGUGGUCGGAGAGAGGAAGACGACGAUGGUCACUAUUACUGAUGGAGGACUUCCAGACAAUGCCCAGAUGGAGAAGAGUGCGGGCUUCAUCAACCAGACAGCCACGUCUCCUGGUGGUCGUCUCAACUCUCCCACCAACGUGAAGGCCAAAGCCACCGGCCCCCGGAGCAUCCGCCUGAACUGGGACCCCGUAGGAAAAUCCCUGGGCUACAAGGUGAAGCAUUGGAUCUAUGGGGAUCCUGAGGCUGAUGCCCCCCCUGCGAUGAAUGUGAAGACAACCCAUGCUGAUCUGGCCAACCUGUACCCCUAUUGUGACUACGAGACGAAGGUGUGUGGCUACAACGCCCUGGGAGACGGAAACUACAGUGACAUGGUGCCCUGUAAGACCCUGGAGGAUGUCCCCAGUGAGCCCGGUCGUCUGGCGUUUAACGUCAUCAGUCCAACUGUCACUCAGGUCAGCUGGGCGGAGCCUGCCGAGACCAAUGGUGUCAUCACCGCCUACGAGGUCCUCUACACGCCCAUCAAUGACGACACGAAGCCGAUGGGUGCAGCUAAGAAGGUGAAGAUAGACAACCCUAAGAAGAGGAUGUUGCUGAUUGAGAACCUGCAGUCGGCCCAGACCUACUGCUAUCAGGUCCGGGCUAAGAACAGCGUGGGUUGGGGUCCCUUCAAAGAAGCGACCAUCAACCUGGCCUCCCAGCCCACCAGACCCAUGUCCAUCCCUAUCAUCCCAGACAUCCCUAUAGUGGACGCGGAGGCGGGGGAUGAGUACGACGGCUACCUGAUGUACAGCAGUGAGGUCAUGAGGUCGCCAACAGACUCCAAGAGACCCAGCGUCUCAGACGAAGAACCAAUGAACGGCAGGUUGGAACAGAACUUCCUCUUCCCCGGGGGAAAUAAUUCCAUGUCGCGCAACAUGUCUUCAUCCAGCUACAGCCAGGUAUCUCCCAUGUCCACCCUCAGCUCCAGCCACCGAGGGGGGGCCGGGGGGUCCAUGUCCAUGGAGUCCACCACAACAUACCUCUCUGGACAAGGAGGAAACUCUCUCUCCCGCACUCAGGUGAUUGGGGGCGGGACGCGCACAGAGAAUGUUGUCAUGAGGAAACGAUCAGAGAACAGAGGUUACUAUGAGUAUGACGACAACAUCCGAGAUUCCAUCAUCAUAGGAGACCUGUCCAGUGGAUUGUCUGGAUACACAGAUGGCCAAAACGCUCGUUUGGCCCCUGGGGUCCCUGACACCCCCACCAGGUUGGUGUUCUCUGCCCUGGGCCCCACUGCCCUGAAGAUCAGCUGGCAGGAGCCCCACUGUGAGAGGGAUGUUUUAGGGUACUGUGUUCUCUACCAGCUUCUCAAUGGAGGUGAUGUGAAGCGUAUAAACAUGUCCAGCCCCGCAGACAACUCCGUGGUGGUGCAGGACCUGCUGCCUAACCACUCCUACCUGUUCAAGGUGAAGGCUCAGAGUCAGGAAGGCUGGGGACCGGAGAGGGAGGGAGUCAUCACCAUAGAGUCAGCUGUCGACCCCAACAGCCCACUCAGCCCAAUGGCAGGUUCUCCCUUCACUCUCAGUACCCCCAGUGCUCCAGGCCCCCUGGUAUUCACAGCGCUGUCCCCCGAGGCACUGCAGCUGAGCUGGGAGAAACCCCGCAAACCCAACGGAGACAUCCUGGGCUACGUGGUCACCUGUGAACAUCUGCACGGAGGAGGUGACAUGCGUUCCUUCCAGGUGAGCGGUGACAGCGCUGAGACCAGUCUGACAGUUCCGGACCUGAGUGAGAACAUGCCGUACAAGUUCAAAGUUCAGGCCAGGACGACCCAGGGCUUCGGCCCCGAGAGGGAGGGCAUUAUCACCAUCGAGUCUCAGGAUGACGGCGGUACGUCUCAACUAGGAGGCCUAGGCGGUAUGACUCAACUAGGAGGUCUAGGCGGUAUGACUCAACUAGGAGGUCUAGGCGGUACGUCUCAACUAGGAGGCCUAGGCGGUAUGACUCAACUAGGAGGCCUAGGCGGUAUGACUCAACUAGGAGGUCUAGGCGGUACGUCUCAACUAGGAGGUCUAGGCGGUACGUCUCAGUACAGCAGUCAGUCCUUGACCAAGAGAGAUGUGUACCAACUUCCUACAGAGGGCAGCACACACACCAACGUCACACACACCAUGAUCAACGACCCAUACUACUCAGGAGAUGGUAUGAUGAUGGUGGGGAAGACGACCCAGCACACAGAGACCAGCGGCAUGGUGACUCGUCAUGUGACGAAGGAGGUGGUGCAGAGGAGCAUGCAAGUGGCCGGCACCAGCAGCYUCACCAAGAAGGUCGAGAGGUCAUUCUACGAGACCUGAAGUCAAAGGUCAACAACAAGAUGGCGGCGUCCACGGUACCCAACAUGUCCUCCUCUCUGUCUGUUACAAACAAUGGCUCCUGUCCUCCCAUCGGACACGGGAUUCAUUUUCAUUCUUAAUGAUUUAGUUUUGUCGUUUGUUUCUAUUUUGUCGCAAACAUUUUACAUUCAAAGAACUCUACCACCCCCACAAAGAGAUGUCUUGUUGGAAGUUUGUAAUUCUCUAUUGCUUCUACCUGAUACCACACCGAGGGUUUAGAUAAGGCAAGGUCCAUUAAACUUAUCUGAGGUCGGUUCUCAAUAGUUAAAAGUAGAGUUGGCUCCUGCUAAUAUAUCUUUUGACAGAGAUUAGCUGAGAGGUAAAGAGAGGGAGAGUAGGUAAGAGGUUUUGUAUUGGUCGGCUACUUGUCUGCAACAUGCCUACAGGUUAUUAAAUUGAUGACAUGUCUGCCUUUUCUUGUAGGGGUUCAUUGUGUUAUUAGAUUGUUGGUAACUCUCACAGCAUUUACAAAUAUAUUAGACUGAUGUGUUUUCUGUACGUCAGAAGAAAUGGAAUUGAAAUGUUGAUGCCAAAUACUGUAUUGCAAUGUAUUGUUUGUGUAAAAAUAUGUUUCCUAUGGUUUUGCAUAUUUCAUUUCCAUUUAUUUUUUCCCCAUGCGUAUGUGAACAAAUUUAAUAKAUUCAUAAUGGUCCUCUGUAGCUCAGUUGGUAGAGCAUAGCACUUGCAACUCCUGGAUAGUGGGUUCGAUUCCCGGGACCACCCAUGCCACCUGAAAAAAAAGCGUUUGCUAAUUCGCAUAAAUUAUAGUUCUAAUUUAGAUAUAACCUCAAAUAAGGUAUUCCCAGGUAACAGCAUUUCAUAGUUAAAGUGUGUCUCAUUACUGUGUCAUUGUUUCUGAUUGAGUGCUAUGGUCUAAAACCUUUUGUGUCUAACUAAUAUAUUCUAGCAUAACUUAAACGACUUAGUCCGGAUAUUUCUGAGACAAAAAAAAUAUUGUAUUGCCUUUAUAAUGUAUUUUCAAACCUAUGUUGUGCUUUAGUUCAAUUCAAAAUGCUGUCCAUUGUAAAGAGUCCUUACACUUAGUAAGACAUGGCGUGAUGAAUAUCAUUAACAUUUCAUAAAUAUACCAACAAAAAUGUAUAAGGCAAAGCUUUUUUAUACUUUUUCAUCAUAUCUAUUCAUCAGUUACUUACUGUUUUUUAUAUCUGUCUAUUUUAUUACACUUAAUAAAGAUUGAAUAUAAACCAC
This is a messenger RNA of Salvelinus sp. IW2-2015, 7503 nucleotides long. The record is from RefSeq and is a predicted model, not a curated record. Lineage: Eukaryota; Metazoa; Chordata; Actinopteri; Salmoniformes; Salmonidae.